Molecule: messenger RNA, 655 nt
Organism: Rhinolophus ferrumequinum (greater horseshoe bat)
Lineage: Eukaryota; Metazoa; Chordata; Mammalia; Chiroptera; Rhinolophidae
Product: sperm-associated acrosin inhibitor-like
Exons: 5
Coding region: 372-638 (88 amino acids)
Molecular function (GO): protein binding
Source: RefSeq, a predicted model, not a curated record
CUUUCACAUCUCUUGUCUAUUUUAGGGUUUUAAAGCAACAUUUAUUAUUUUAACCCCCAUCCCAUACUUCUGGGUACAUCAGAUAAAAUUGUCGCCAACCUCCUGCUGAGGAUAGAUCUAUUGAGAAUUAUUUGUGUGGCAUCUCUCAGAAGCUCCAUUAUAGCCUCCAGGCAGAACACAGAAUACCUGUAUGUCUUAUGCGUCAUGAGCCGUGUGUUUUACCCCAUCAAGCUCCUCACCAACAGCCCAAUAAAGGAGACUCCUCAGCUGGGUAGAAGUGGUUAAGAAGGAAAGGUGAACAAAAUAGGCACAGUCUCUAGAGCUGUAGGCCUCUCUCUCCACUGCGUUCUCUGUUCCAGACUUGAAAAAGAAUGCCUUUCUUCUCAUCAUUGAUCAAAGCGAUUUUCAUCAUUUCCUUGGCAUUUCCUCUUUAUUCUGAAACUGGUUUUUCACGUCCAAUGGACUUUCGAGAGGAGCCAGAUUGUAGUAUAUAUGAAAAGAAUUUCGGUUUAUGCACCAAAGAACGUGAUCAAGUCUGUGCAACCAACGGCAAAACUUACGGCAAUGAAUGUUAUUUCUGUACUGACAUGAUAAAAAGUCAGAGAACAUUUGGAUUUCUUCGUUUUGGUAAAUGCUGAUUCUGCCUGAGCUACAC